Molecule: messenger RNA, 3268 nt
Organism: Protopterus annectens (West African lungfish)
Lineage: Eukaryota; Metazoa; Chordata; Ceratodontiformes; Protopteridae
Gene: RAG1
Product: recombination activating 1
Exons: 1
Coding region: 1-3159 (1052 amino acids)
Biological process (GO): pre-B cell allelic exclusion; adaptive immune response; V(D)J recombination
Cellular component (GO): DNA recombinase complex; nucleus; endodeoxyribonuclease complex
Molecular function (GO): metal ion binding; double-stranded DNA endonuclease activity; sequence-specific DNA binding
Source: RefSeq, a predicted model, not a curated record
AUGCCUACAGAAAUCCAUCAUCCAUACAAAAAGUUUUCUGAAUGGAAAUUCAAACUUUUCCGUGUAAAGUCUUCAGAAGGAUCAUCUUCAGACACUGAUACAGUUGUUACAGAUGAACAGACAAAAAGAGAAAUGCCUCCAUUGAAGGCUGCAUCUUUGAAACAAAGGCAGAAGGAUAUGUCAUCUCUGGAAACAGUACCUUUAGCUUCAAGCUUUGUAAAUCCAAACCUAUCAGAAGGCAUUAAACAAAAUCUCAAGAUCCCAGAUAAUAAUCAGGAAGAACCAGAAGCUAUGGAGAUGGAAAAUCAUAUAUCAAACCUGGAAAAGCUGUGUCGCAUAUGUGGGGCUUCGUUUAAAAAACAUGGGAGCAAUAUAAAGUAUCCAGUUCAAGGCCCCGCAGAUGCAGAUGUGCAAGACCUUCUAAAAAAGAUGGGAAAGAAAAUCACCUUGUGGCAAGCUAUCAUUUACAAGGUAUUUCAUAUUGAUGUGACAACAGAUCUUGAAACUAUCCACCCCAGACAUUUUUGUCACAAUUGUAGAGUCAUUAUCAACAAGAAAAUAAUCAGUGUCACUGGCAAAGAGCUGUAUUUUCCAAAAACUGUGAAAGUUGAUUGGCAGCCUCACUCCAAGGUCUGUAAAGUGUGCCAGCCUCAUCGAAGUUACCUGAAAAGAAAGAACCGACAGUGCCACUUACAGAUUGUCAAGAAGCUUAAGGUUACAAAUGAGAAUGCAAAAAACAUAAGAAACAAAAAUGCUAAUAGUAAAAGCAACCCCAUAGAUGAAGUGAAUAUGAUUAUGAAGAAUAUUACCAACUGCAAACACUUACAUCUUAGUACAAAACAGUUGGCUGUUGAAUAUCCUGCAGACUUUGUUAAAUCCAUUUCAUGCCAAGCAUGUGAGCAUCUGCUUGCCGAUCCAGUGCAGACCACUUGCAAACAUCUGUUCUGCAGAACAUGCAUUCUUAGAUGCUUUAAAGCUAUUGGGCAUUACUGCCCAUCCUGCAAAUAUCCAAGUUUCCCCACUGAUCUCAUAACACCUGUCAAACCUUUCUUGACCAUUCUGAAUUCCAUCAUUGUGGACUGUCCACUUAAAGAUUGUGAAGAGCAAGUCAGGCUCGAUGAAUAUUCCCAUCAUACAUUGAUUCAUGAGGAGUCUAAAGGAAAGGAUGCCUACUCACAGAUAAAUAAAGGUGGGCGUCCAAGGCAGCAUUUGCUUUCUUUGACAAGGCGAGCACAAAAGCAUCGCCUGAGGCAACUUAAGCUGCAAGUCAAGGCUUUUGCUGAUAAAGAAGAAGGUGGUGAUGUAAAGUCAGUGUGUCUCACUUUGUUUCUUCUUGCACUUAGAGCCAGAAAUGAGCACAGACAAGCUGAUGAGUUAGAAGCUCUUAUGCAAGGAAGAGGAUCAGGUCUUCAUCCUGCUGUUUGUCUCGCCAUAAGAGUGAACACCUUUCUAAGCUGUAGUCAGUACCACAAAAUGUACCGAACAGUGAAAGCUGCAACUGGAAGGCAGAUCUUUCAACCAUUACAUGCUCUUAGAAGUGCUGAAAAGGCCCUCCUUCCAGGGUACCAUCCAUUUGAAUGGCAGCCUCCUCUAGUAGGUGUUUCCUCAAGUACAGAUGUUGGAAUCAUAAAUGGGUUGUCUGGUCUGACUUCUUCUGUUGAUGAAUACCCAGUAGAAGCCCUUGCAAAGAGAUUUAGAUAUGAUGCAGCUUUGGUUUCUGCUUUAAAGGACAUUGAGGAAAACAUCCUAGAAGGUAUGAAACAAAAUGGCUUGGAUGAGUAUCUGAGUGGCCCUUUCACUGUAGUGAUAAAAGAAUCUUGUGAUGGUAUGGGAGAUGUCAGUGAAAAACAUGGAAGUGGCCCACCAGUUCCAGAAAAAGCUGUGAGGUUUUCUUUUACAAUUAUGUCUAUUUCUGUAGCAAUGAGUGACAGUGAAAAUGUACAGAUUUUUGAAGAAUUCAAGCCUAAUUCUGAACUCAGCUGUAAACCACUGUGCCUCAUGAUUGCUGAUGAAUCUGACCAUGAAACAUUGACUGUCAUCUUGGGCCCUGUGAUUGCAGAACGUGAAGCCAUGAAAACAAGUGAACUGAUGCUUGAAUUAGGAGGCAUUCUGAGAACUUUCAAAUUUUUCUUCAGAGGUACAGGGUAUGAUGAAAAGCUUGUGAGAGAGGUUGAAGGAUUAGAGGCUUCAGGUUCACAUUAUAUAUGUACCCUCUGCGAUGCGACUCGACAAGAGGCCUCUCGGAACUUAGUUCUUCAUUCAAUAACAAGGAGCCAUGCUGAAAACCUGGAGAGGUAUGAAGUAUGGAGGUCAAACCCAUAUAACGAAUCAGUUGAUGAACUGCGUGACAGAGUAAAGGGUGUUUCUGCCAAGCCUUUCAUUGAAACACGGCCCUGCAUUGAUGCAUUACAUUGUGAUAUUGGAAAUGCAACUGAAUUUUAUAAAAUAUUUCAAGAUGAGGUUGGUGAAGUAUACAAACGUCCAAAUCCAUCAAAAGAAGACAGAAAAAGAUGGCAUAUGACCCUUGACAAACACCUCAGGAAGAAGCUAAGCCUUAAGCCAGUUAUGAGAAUGAAUGGAAAUUUUGCAAGAAAACUUAUUACAAAAGAGGCAGUAGAUGCUGUGUGUGAACUGAUUCCUUCAGAAGAAAGGCGUGCAGCUAUCAGGGAUUUGGUACACCUUUAUAUGCUUAUGAAACCAGUAUGGCGAUCUACUUAUCCAGCCAAAGAGUGCCCAGAGUUGCUCUGCCAGUACAGCUUUAAUUCACAAAGGUUUGCAGAACUGUUAUCUACUAAAUUCCAGUACAGAUAUGAAGCCAAAAUUACAAACUACCUUCACAAGACUUUGGCUCAUGUUCCUGAAAUAAUUGAAAGGGAUGGGUCUAUAGGUGCUUGGGCAAGUGAAGGCAAUGAGUCGGGUAAUAAACUGUUCCGCAGAUUCAGAAAAAUGAAUGCUAGACAGUCAAAAUGCUAUGAAUUGGAAGACGUAUUGAAACACCACUGGCUCUAUACCUCAAAGUACCUUCAAAAGUUUAUGAAUGCUCAUAAUGAACUGAAGGCUCAAAUAUUUCCAAAUGUCACAGAAGAAAUAUCAGAAAUAUCAGAGGAUUCCAAUAAUUUAGAAGAUUCACAGCUACUGAAUGACUCGAUGGACUUCUAAAGACAAGAAGGCUGCAAGGGAUAGUAUGAAAGUGUUUCGACGGUAAAGGGUCUGUUCAGAUGCCAGUCUGUAGCUAGAUACCUUCAGGUUACAGACUGCACUGGGUAUG